This is a messenger RNA of Dromaius novaehollandiae (emu), 1473 nucleotides long. It is a transcript of the gene RASSF1, whose product is annotated as Ras association domain family member 1. Gene Ontology annotation, biological process: Ras protein signal transduction. NCBI's taxonomy places the organism in Eukaryota, Metazoa, Chordata, Aves, Casuariiformes, Dromaiidae. The transcript is spliced from 6 exons. The record is from RefSeq and is a predicted model, not a curated record. Gene Ontology annotation, cellular component: nucleus; microtubule cytoskeleton. The coding region runs from base 72 to 1154 and encodes 360 amino acids.
GCGCGGCCCCCGCCCCCGCUCCCGCUCCCGCGCCGCCGCCGCCGCCGCGCAGCGCCCGGGGCCGGCGGGCCAUGGCCGGGCCGGGCGGCGCGGAGCUCAUCGAGCUGCGGGAGCUGGAGCCGGAGGCGCGGCCGGGCCGGGGCCGCCUGGAGCGGGCCAACGCGCUGCGCAUCAGCCCGGCCCGCCGCCCCGCCGCCGCCGCCGCCGCCGCCGGGCGGGCCCCCGCCGCGACCCGCGACCCGCGGCUCACGGCGGCGCCGGGCGCCGGGCACCGCUUCCAGCCGCGCCGCCGCGGGCUGCACACCUGGUGCGACCUGUGCGGGGACUUCAUCUGGGGCGUCCGCAGGAAGAGCCUCCAGUGCCUCCACUGCAGCUUCACCUGCCACUACCGGUGCCGGGCCCUGGUGCGGCUGGACUGCAGUGGCCCCCGGGGCCCCGGGAGCGAGGCCGACGAUGGCCCCGAGCAGGCGGUGGAGAAGGACACCAACGUGGAUGAGCCGAGCGAGUGGGAGAGGCCGGAGCUGGACCAGGCGCAGGUGGAGCAGAAGAUCAAGGAGUACAACAGCCAGAUCAACAGCAACCUCUUCAUGAGCCUGAACAAGGACGGCUCCUACACGGGCUUCAUCAAGGUGCAGCUGAAGCUGGUGCGGCCCGUCUCCGUGCCGGCCACCAAGCGGCCGCCAACCAUGCAGGACGCCCGGAAGGGGCCGCGCGCCCAGGCCGUGAAGCGCCGCACCUCCUUCUACCUGCCCAAGGACACCGUCAAGCACCUGCACAUCGUCUCGCACACGCGGGCCACCGAGGUCAUCGACGCCCUGCUCCGCAAGUUCAUGGUGGUCGACAACCCCCGCAAGUUCGCCCUCUUCGAGCGCUGCGAGAAGGACGAGCAAGUGUGCCUGCGCAAGCUGGCCGACCACGAGCAGCCCCUGCGGCUGCGGCUGCUGGCCGGCCCCGGCGAGAAGGCGCUCAGCUUCGUCCUGAAGGAGAACGAGACCGGCGAGGUGAACUGGGACGCCUUCAGCCUGCCGGAGCUGCAGAACUUCCUGCGCAUCCUGCAGCGCGAGGAGGAGGAGCACGUGCGGCAGGUCCUCCACAAGUACGCCCGCUGCCGCCAGAAGAUGCAGGAGGCGCUGGCCGCCCGCACGCCGGGCUGAGCUGCCCUGGCGGCGCCGCCGGACCGACGUCCAGCCGCAGCAACCGACGUCCAGCCACAGCGACCAACGUUCAGCUGCGGCGGCUGCCCCGGGCGGCCGCUGCUCGCCAGAGGAGGCCCUGCCCGCCGAGGGGGCCGCCGUGGCCGCACGAGCCAGGGCCAGGGCCUGGCAGCGGGGACCGUGGCCCCUCCUGGUCGCCGAGGGGCCCCCGCAGGCCGGGGCCCGGUGCCACUGGGGGCCGGUGCCCGAGGGGACGGGCGCGUGGGGUGUGCGCGGGCGCGGGGCUUGACGCCCACCAAUAAAGGCGUCUGGGAGACGA